UGAGUUUUGACUUCUGCUUGCUGUCCUAACUGAUGGUGGAAAUUCUCUAGCAAGGAAAAGCAGAAAUAAUCCUUUGUGAUAAGUUAUCUGUUGAAUUCGAAACGUACCUAAGUAUUCGCUAGUUCACCAGUAUGGUAACUGUCAUCCUCUCUUUUUGGUGUGUUUUGCACUUCAUUGCUUCUGCACCUUAGCACCAACUCUUAUUUGAAACUGCAUUUGACUAUGAUAUUAAUUAAUUACAUUUUGUGACAUUGAUGACUUGAGUUUGAAUGAAAACCACCAGGAAUUGUUAAAGCGAUACAUGCAAUUUGCAAGAUAUCAACGCGCUCAGAACAUGAAAGCUAUGCAAUGUGCAUUUCAAGAUGUUAUUGAUUCCCGACUUAUGGAGGCAACAUACACUGCAGAGGAAGUACGAGAUAUGUUGACUAGCCUCAGUGAUGUAGUUCGUGGUGACAUGGAAACUGAGCUUAUGAGCUUUGCGCACAUAAAUGUUUUACUUAUUCAACAACUAUGCUCCCAAGCCGAAAAAUGGCAUCUUAAACUGAAAGCUGAUUUGGAUAAGCUACAGAAUGUAGAACUUCUUGAAAAAGUCAAAGCCUGGGAAAAAGGAGAAGAUCAACCCUUUGCUGCUCGAAGACCAGAUAAAUUGGAACCUUUGUCAAAUGAGAGUUCUCAAGGACCUGUACAGCUCUUAAGAGAGCAGAAUGAUCUAUUGCGCCAGGAAGUCACAAGCAAUCAGAGCACAAUACAUGAGCUCCAGGGACAGAUCCACCGUGUGGAACACGAGCGCAACUUACUGCAAAGAAAUAUUGCUGAAAUUAAAGUUGAGAUGGACCAAAUCCGUAAGGCUAGCAUGUCCCAAAAAACAGAGCUGCAGAACCAUCACAUUGAGGAGGUUGAGAGUAAACUGAAUGCAAUGAGCAGCAGUCUUAAAGAAACUGAAGAAGGACGUCAGGAGGUGCAGACCCAACUAGACCAAACAAGUGGAAAGUUACUCCAAGUUCAGGCACAGCUUCAACUGGCAGAACAGGAACUGGAGCGCAAGUUCAGCCAGACAGCAGCCUACGCCAACAUGAAGAAAAUGCUGACAUCAAAGAAUGAGCAGAUGAAGGAGCUCCGUAGGAGGCUUCAGUCCUAUGAGCCUGAUGAUCCGGUAGCAGGAGAUGAAUAAUGAAUUUUUGAAACUUAGAUUAUUUUUUUUUAUGGUGAUUGACUCCUCUUGGAACACACUUCUAUUUUUUCAUCCGAGUUCGUAGGGGCAUGUAGCGUUUUUCAAUCACCCUGUACUGUAUUUAUUUAUUUUUUCUUCUAUGGUUGGUUGCUUUAGCACAAAUGUGUUUGCGCAUCUUUAUAAACCUCUUCUUUUCCCGCGCACGCGACACGCGACCAUAUGCGUUCGCUGAUUUGUUGUACGGGAUCAGGAAAAAAAAAAACAGUGUUUGAUUUUGCACUUGCAUAUGUCAAUGUGUACAGAAAGAACGACAACAUAUAUGUACUGCGGCUCAUCAGGUGAAUAAAACAGCCGCAUCUUGG
Molecule: messenger RNA, 1533 nt
Organism: Frankliniella occidentalis (western flower thrips)
Lineage: Eukaryota; Metazoa; Arthropoda; Insecta; Thysanoptera; Thripidae
Product: leucine zipper transcription factor-like protein 1
Exons: 7
Coding region: 302-1171 (289 amino acids)
Biological process (GO): negative regulation of protein localization to cilium
Cellular component (GO): cytoplasm
Source: RefSeq, a predicted model, not a curated record